AUGAGCGCAGACCCUGCUGCUUCCACAUCUUUUGAUUGCUUGCAUCCAGUUUCCAUUGAGGAACGUGGACGUGUCAAGGCUGACGAUGAAGCAACUUUUAAAGUCACUCUCCAAGAUUGUUUAGCAUGCUCAGGCUGCGCAAUCACAAAAGAUGAGAUUACAAUCAUAUCAGAACAGAAUACAUCAAGGAUUUUCGAGAAAUUAGACGAAGUUAAGGACUACAUCGUUUUAGUUGCAACUCAUGUUGUUGCAAACUUAGCUGCUGUAAGAAAUUGGUCAGCUGCCAAAGCAUUUUCAACAAUAAAACAACUAUUCCUUAGCAAAGGCGCCCAAAAAGUCGUCCUUGAUACAGAUAUUCAACUAGUUUUUCGCAGAUUAGUUGUUAAAGAGUUUAUUGAGAACCAAACACUCUCACCAUUCAUGAUUUCAAGAUGCGCAGGUUCUGUCGUCUAUUAUGAAAGAAAAACAUCAUACGCUGAUCAUUUAGCUCAAAUCAAGCCAUAUCCGCAACUCUACGCCAUGUACGAGAAGAAGAUAUUGCAAUCAACAAACUACGUCUUAUAUAUCGGUCCCUGCUACGAUAGAAAGCUCGAGGCAGCGAGAUUUGAAGAAGAUGUUGAUGCAGUGUUAACAAUUGCCGAAAUCAACGAUCAUAUUACAGAGCCAACUGAAGAAAUACCAGUAAAGUUCCCUGCUGAUACUGAUCUUAACGCAAUUUCGCAAAAACUUGGCCAAAUCAAAGAUUCAUUGAAUUCCGAUUCAAUUUACCAGUUGAUUGCUGAGAUCGAGCCAACACUUAACGAGGAAGAGAUUAACAGCUUAAUUUCCGAAUUACCUUCAAGAUUUGAUCUCGAAAUUUCAACAAACUCGUUUGAUGGCGAAACUCUUAACAAGAGACUUACAAAGACCUUGGAUAUGAUGAGCAGCGGCAAGAAAGUUCCAAAACCAGCUCCAAGACUCGCACAAAUUGAUUUUUGCAAAGGAGGCUGUUUAGUUGGCGGAGGACAAAUCAGAGGCAACUCUCCGGCACAAAGAAGAGCUCUUAUUGCUGCUACACAAGAAGUUCACACUCAAAAUGAGUCAACAAACAUUUCUUUCCCUACUGAAUUAUAUAACGAGCUUAUUAAGUUCGGAUAUAAGACACACUACGAAUCCCUUCCUCAGGAAGAAGAAAAAGAUCAAUUCGCUUGGUAA
Messenger RNA from Trichomonas vaginalis G3, 1194 nucleotides. Its product is annotated as iron-sulfur cluster assembly. Gene Ontology annotation, molecular function: 4 iron, 4 sulfur cluster binding. The record is from RefSeq and is a predicted model, not a curated record. The transcript has a single exon. NCBI's taxonomy places the organism in Eukaryota, Parabasalia, Trichomonadida, Trichomonadidae. The coding region runs from base 1 to 1194 and encodes 397 amino acids.